GGACUUUAUCUAUAUCAAUAAAAUCAAACUGAGACUUGGAUAUCAAGUAUUCUCCUUGGCCUAGGUCAAAAAAGCUAGAUCCGAUGGAAUCUGUUGAGACCUCUGAAGCUAACCAUCACGAGUACAAUGAAUGGAAGGAAGUCGUGUACCGUAAGCCCAAGAUUGUUCCCGACGGAAACAAGCAAGCUGAGGAUCAAAGACAAGCGGCCAAGCUGUUUGCUGCCGAUGUGGAGGAAGAACAGAAUGGUUCCCCUGCCGCCAGGGAUGAGAACGUGAAGGCGGAGGAAACAAAAAAUCCGAAACCAAGGAAGAAAAAGAAAAACAAGAAGAAGAAUACAAAAGUGUCUCUGUCCGAAGCUGCGGCAAAGAUCGACCCUUCACAGCUUGCCGAGUUCCUCCUAAAACAAGAACUGGAACCUGGCACGAGUCAGCUAAUAGAAUUCCUCGAGUACUUUGAGACUGCAUUUUCCCAAGUAUCUUCUGUUCAAUUUCCAUGGCUGGAGAUGUUUAACAACAAUUGUCCUUUGUCACGGUGAUCGAUGUUCCAUUAUCUUAUAUUCCUGAACCUGUCUACAAAGCAUCAGCCGAUUGGAUAGACCAGCUUCCAGACAAGUCGGUCUCUACCUUUGUAAAGUGGGCCUCUAAGAACAUUCGCACUGAUCUGGCAGAAGAACAAGAAGUCAUCAUAGACUGUGAGAAGGAUGAGUUCCAUGAAAAGGUGGCGUUACAUGUUUCAUUAGCAAUGGUGUUACGUAGGAGACCUCAUUCUUUGAUUUUUUCUUUGCCGGCUAUGUGGACGGAUAUUUCGGCUAAGUAUCGAAAACUAGACGAGGUUCCAUUUGCAGUUUGGAUGAUAGCUCAGGCCUCCCGAGGUGAUUUAUCUGUAGGCUUGUAUUCAUGGGCGCAUGUCUUGUUACCACUAGUGGCUGAUAAGAAGUGCAACUCUCAGUCCAGGGAUUACAUUCUGCAACUGGUUGAGAACAUUUUGUCGAAUCUAGAUGCUUCUACCGUGCUUGUGAAUGGGACUCUUAGCGAUGGAAAGAGACUGAUCCCACCUCAUGUAUUUGAGGGCUUGCUGCGGCUUACAUUCCCUGCUUCAUCCGCAAGAGUAAAGGAUACAGAGAGGUUUGAGUCAACCUAUCCCUUGUUGAAAGAAGUGGCUCUUGCCGGUGCACCAGGAAGCGAGACAGUGAAACAGAUAUUCACUUCUACUCUGAAGUUAGCUGGGGAAGGAAAUGCUAUUUUAGCCAAUGAAGCUACAUCAAUAGCUAUCUGGUUGUUGGUUGCCGAAGAUGCUGAUUGCUUCAACCUGUGGGACAGUAUCUAUGAGGAGAAUCUUGAAGCUAGUGUUGCUCUUCUUAAGAAGCUUGUAGACGAAUGGAAGGAUCAUUCUCUCAAACUAUCAUCAUCACCAGGUGAUAUCAAACGAACUAUCAAGAGCUUCAGGAUAAAGAAUGUAAUUGCCAUCAGUGACGGAAGAGCCAAUGCUUCUCUUUACAUAGACGCUGACAAGUCAUGUAAAGUGCUAUCGGGAAGACUCUCCCGUGGAACUGGCUGCCUCAUAGGUACAGCCAUUACUGCUGUGCUUCUAGCUGCUGCUGGAGUUGCUGCUGCUGCGAUAACAAAGGUUUCGUUUUUAUGAUCAGAAAAGUUGAGAUUUGAGACACUAAAAAUAGCUCGCAAGUUUGUACAUAUAAGUUCUUUUUAGACUUGUUUCUACAAGAAUUCUUUUUACUUUUCUAGACUUACUUAAUUUGUCCAGAUAAUUUUUUCUAGA
Raphanus sativus (radish) is the source of this 1777-nucleotide messenger RNA. RefSeq lists its product as uncharacterized. Gene Ontology annotation, cellular component: endoplasmic reticulum; Golgi apparatus. The record is from RefSeq and is a predicted model, not a curated record. Lineage: Eukaryota; Viridiplantae; Streptophyta; Magnoliopsida; Brassicales; Brassicaceae. The transcript is spliced from 6 exons. Bases 743 to 1642 code for a protein of 299 amino acids.